CGGCGCGUCCCUGCUGCUGCUCGACUGCCGGCCGCACGAGCUCUUCGAGUCGUCGCACAUCGAGACGGCCAUCAACCUGGCCAUCCCGGGCCUCAUGUUGCGCCGCCUGCGCAAGGGCAACCUGCCCAUCCGCUCCAUCAUCCCCAACCAUGCCGACAAGGAGCGCUUCGCCACGCGCUGCAAGGCGGCCACUGUGCUGCUCUAUGACGAGGCCACGGCCGAGUGGCAGCCCGAGCCUGGCGCUCCCGCCUCCGUGCUCGGCCUGCUCCUACAGAAGCUGCGCGACGACGGCUGCCAGGCCUACUACCUCCAAGGUGGUUUCAACAAGUUUCAGACAGAGUACUCUGAGCACUGCGAGACCAACGUGGACAGCUCUUCCUCACCGAGCAGCUCGCCACCCACCUCAGUGCUGGGCCUGGGGGGCCUGCGCAUCAGCUCUGACUGCUCCGACGGCGAGUCGGACCGAGAGCUGCCCAGCAGUGCCACCGAGUCGGAUGGCAGCCCUGUGCCAUCCAGCCAACCAGCCUUCCCUGUCCAGAUCCUGCCCUACCUCUACCUCGGCUGCGCCAAGGACUCCACCAACCUGGACGUGCUCGGCAAGUACGGCAUCAAGUAUAUCCUCAACGUCACACCCAACCUACCCAAUGCCUUUGAGCACGGCGGCGAGUUCACCUACAAGCAGAUCCCCAUCUCUGACCACUGGAGCCAGAACCUCUCCCAGUUCUUCCCUGAGGCCAUCAGCUUCAUUGAUGAAGCCCGCUCCAAGAAGUGUGGUGUCCUGGUGCACUGCCUGGCAGGCAUCAGCCGCUCAGUGACGGUCACUGUGGCCUAUCUGAUGCAGAAGAUGAACCUGUCACUCAACGACGCCUACGACUUUGUCAAGAGAAAAAAGUCCAACAUCUCGCCCAACUUCAACUUCAUGGGGCAGCUGCUGGACUUUGAGCGGACGCUGGGGCUAAGCAGCCCGUGCGACAACCAUGCGCCGAGUGAGCAGCUCUACUUUUCCACACCCACCAACCACAACCUGUUCCCACUCAAUACGCUGGAGUCCACGUGAGGCCUGGUGCACGGGGGGCAUGGCACCAGGCCCCUGCUCGGCUCUCCACAAGGCUAGGUGGGAGAGCCCAAGCCUGCCACCUCUGGCCUGAGGAACCCCCAGAUGUCGCCUGUGCCCAGAGACCCAGGCUGCUCGGUGUCGGAGCGCCCCUCACCAUCUUGGGGGCGGGGCCCGCAGGCAAGGUCUCCGUCUGCAGGGCUUGCUGGAGAGGCCUCGGCUCUCGGACACGUGGCUUUGGGCGUCCACCAGGGCCUCAUCCUGUCCAGGAUGCUCCUUUCUGCUGAUGGCCCAGCCAGUUUGGCUAUUUUUUAAAGACACAUCCACGGACCUGAGUUUACUUUUUACUUUUGGCAGGUAAAUCCAAGCUCCCUGGAGCACAAAGAGUGUUUGAGCUCUUCUUGAUUUUUUUUUUUUUUUUUUUUUUUUAACAAAAAGUGUUAUUUUCAGGCUACAUGCAACAGUGGAUUGUAUAACCCAGUAUUUCAUCCCUUUUCUGAUCCUGCGAGAGAGAGAAAUGUUAUCAGUUUUGUUUUUCGUUCAAUUUCAAAAAGCAAGUAUUGUGUUUGUUUUUGUUUUUUAAUGGAAAAGACAGACCCCAUGUUGACCUUGACCAAAUGCGUUUUGCACAUGUGUGAAGCCUCCAUUUCCUCGACGGGCCCUUCUUGAAGGGGUGGCUUACUGCUCUUCAGGUAUUGGGACCCCCAGUCGUGCCGCCUCCCACCCUUGGCCCAGUCUGACUUGGCCCUGCAUUCGCCUGUGAUGACUGCUGCAAGUUGUGAUUGGUGGGCUGGAUGGUGGUCUUUGCAUUUUCUGCCCUCUCAUCCAUCCCUCUGGUGGUCCCUGCAGACCUCCCUGAGGCAGAAGGUGGGGAACCCGGGUCCCUGCCGCUGUCCCGCAGAAGGUGGGCCGCAGGGGGCUGCCAGGCAGUAGCAUUAGCCCUCUGGGCUCAGCCCCUAGGAGGGCCUGGGCUCUGAGCCCUUUUAUAUACUUAGCCACUACUUCUGUCUGUCUGUUUCUCUCUCUCCCUCUC
Molecule: messenger RNA, 2087 nt
Organism: Mandrillus leucophaeus (drill)
Lineage: Eukaryota; Metazoa; Chordata; Mammalia; Primates; Cercopithecidae
Gene: DUSP7
Product: dual specificity phosphatase 7
Exons: 3
Coding region: 95-1057 (320 amino acids)
Biological process (GO): negative regulation of MAPK cascade; protein dephosphorylation
Cellular component (GO): cytoplasm; cytosol
Molecular function (GO): MAP kinase tyrosine/serine/threonine phosphatase activity; protein tyrosine/threonine phosphatase activity
Source: RefSeq, a predicted model, not a curated record